AUGCUGCUCCUGGGCACUCAGGUGUUUCGGGAUUAUCCGGAGGACUUCGAUACCUUCACGCUGUCGGACGUGACCCACAAGCUGCAUGUUUUCAUUUCCUACAACUGGGCGAUGCCACAGUGGCUGAAGUUUAUGGCACUGGCUUUUCACUUCAAUCACAAGGCAGCUUCUGCAGCUGCGACGGUGGCGUACAUCACCACGAUUCUGCUGGUGAUGCUGCAUGCGGAAGCCCAUGAAGACUCAGACGACCUGUUCUUCAGAAGCCAUUUGGGCACCGGCGUGUGCGUGGUGACCUAUUGGCUGUUUCUGCUUUGCUGGCACGACGUGAAAGCACUAUUCUGGAGACGUGGGAAGCGGGUUUUCCUGGACCGCUGCUGCAUCCAUCAAACAGAUGAGGAACUGAAGCAGCAGGGCAUCGAGAACUUAGAUAUCUUCCUGCAGUUGUCGGAUCAGAUGCUUGUGGUUUAUUCGGAGCUUUACACCAAGAAGCUUUGGACGAUGUAUGAGCUGGCGACGUUUCUUCCCAAACGGGGUCCCAAUCGGCUGGCGGUACUCCCGACCUUCCUGAUCCGCUGUACGAUCCUGGCUGUGCCAAUGGUUGCCUUGCACUGCAUUUGGGUGCAGAUGCUGCUGGUGGAUGAUGUCCAGCAGCCGGUAGAAGAUCUUUUGCUGGACUCCAGGCUAGCCAUCCUGCUACUGGAUUUACCACUAUUGCUGGUGGUCACCUGGGCCUUUCGUAGGUGGGCCAAGGAGGAGAAGCAGAUGCGUGAGAACGUGCGCACGUUCCAUUACGGUGAUUCGCAUUGCCUGAAGGAGGCGGAUCGCAGCAUGGUGUACAGCAACAUAGCCAGGUACAUGCGGGAGACGAAGGCAGUUUCGGCCGAGGCACCCGACGAGGACGCCCUGGUCGCAUUCAACGAGCUCGUAAGGACGGAGGUCCCCAUCGCUGUGACGAAGUCUCUCGGAGGCUGGGGAAUUCCCCUGCGCUACCUCUUCGUGAUCCUUAUGCCCAUGAUGACGAACAUCGUGGACUACUUGGCGGUGGCACCGCUUCUUUACCCCGAGCCGCUGCCCAUGGCCAUGUAUGCCACAGGCUGGGAGCUGCAGCGUCUCGAAGUCUUCAGCCCCAAGGAAACUCCCGGAAAGCUAAAGAAGCCAGAAGCAGAAAUUUCACGGCAG
Messenger RNA from Symbiodinium necroappetens, 1179 nucleotides. Lineage: Eukaryota; Dinophyceae; Suessiales; Symbiodiniaceae. The record is from the annotation of a GenBank genome assembly.